Patiria miniata (bat star) is the source of this 6350-nucleotide messenger RNA. RefSeq names its product storkhead-box protein 2-like. Gene Ontology annotation, molecular function: RNA polymerase II transcription regulatory region sequence-specific DNA binding; DNA-binding transcription activator activity, RNA polymerase II-specific. Gene Ontology annotation, cellular component: nucleus; cytoplasm. The coding region runs from base 1 to 2625 and encodes 874 amino acids. The record is from RefSeq and is a predicted model, not a curated record. The transcript has 2 exons. Lineage: Eukaryota; Metazoa; Echinodermata; Asteroidea; Valvatida; Asterinidae. Gene Ontology annotation, biological process: positive regulation of transcription by RNA polymerase II.
AUGGCUAUCGCUCAAUACAACCAACUGACCAUUCUUAAUGAGUUUUCUCUUUUGGAUUCCUUUCCAGGUGAUGUCCAGGGCGUCGAGAUGGCUCCCAUCCAACAGCAUCAAUUCAUCCCGCUCACAGAGGUCCUGUGCCUCAUCAUCUCGGAGAUGAACAAACGCAAGCUGAUGGCCACCCCGGACACCAUCCGUGACAAGCUGGCUGAGUGCUACUCCAAGAUGCCGGUCCCUAACCCGGAGAUCAUCCACAAGAGUCUCAACCACCUCCUGGUUGAGAGGAAGAUUGAGCAGAAUGGCAACGGCAAGGGGUACAUGAUCGUUGGUUUGGACAAGCUACCUCCCGAGAGUCCCUCAGGAGAUGAACUGGAGCAUGUUGUCACUAAACCCAAGAGCAAACCAGUACAGCAACAACAACAACAACAACAGGGGGAUCGGGUUUACUUGGUGUACAAAGAUGGGGAGUUGACUCGACAUGCCUUGCCAGCGUCGUCUAAUAUGGUCGAUAAGAGCACCCAGACUGUACGAUCCAGAAGCGAUUCCUCAUCUCCGAGACCUGUGUCCUACCCGGCCAACCCCAACAUGGGUACGAUCUACGAGAAAAGCCACACAAUAGGGACCAGCAGCCCUUCCAAGCAGCGGAACGUGGAUGCCCAGGCGAGUCCCUUGCAGCGCAGCCACUCCAUGAGGGAGCGACGAAGCCCAGCCAGACGGAACAACUUCGACCGGACCGGCUCUAUGAGAGCUAAGGCCAACGAGCUGGACACAGGAUACUUCACCUCGGAUUCGGAAGCCAAGCAAUCGUGCUUCGGUCGGCUCCUCGGAAAGUCGGCCAAAAAGAAAGCCAUGGCACAGACCAACAUGAAUCAUCAGACAUUCUCGGCUCAGUUUCCCCCAUCAGACAUUCACGAUCCAUUCUUCAACUAUGCUCACUGGCUUGGCAAGUCACCCCAGAAGGUGGCUUUGAAUUCAGUGGUUGCCUCAAGCCCGAAAAGCAGCAGCAGCAAAGAUAAAACCAAGUCAAGUGGAGCAUCCCCUUCUAAUGGUAUGGGAACAUCAACUAAGAAGGACGGAGCCAAGAAAGUGCACAAGGAUGUCAACCAUUACCAAGUUGAGCACGGUCGGUUGACUCAAACUGCCAAAAUGCUCCAGCAGAAAUACCACGAUAACGCUCAGGAGUCAAUGCCCGAGUCAGAGCAGGAGUUCCUGAAGCCGACACUCAUGUACGAUGAGAAGUUCCGAACAAAAGUUGUGUCUGAGCAGAUACAGCCGGGGAAGAACACCAAAAAGAAUGAUAAGAUGAAGCAUUAUUUCACGUCGAUUCAAAGCAACAAGCCACAGCAGAUGCAACCGUUUGAUGGGAUCAGCACAGAGAAUGACUCAGAGAUCGAAAUGCAGCGGCGAAAUGACAUUGCAGCCGAAAAACGGCGGCAAAAACUGGAACAAUUGAAGGAGCGCAGACAGGCCCGAAUCUUCACUGCCCACAGAGCCAUGAAAGAAUCGGAGAUGGUUGAUCCGAUGGAUUACCCGCCUGCUGGAAUGGAACUGCCUGGUUCACAAAUGCCCAGUGGCUCUGCGGGCCAUCCCACUAGUCCUGGAGGGGGUAACGCAAAUGAUAUGGAAACACCUGAACCCAUCAGACGGCAAGUAAUGGUGAUGAAAAGGACAGAGACUGUGGAAGUAAAGCAUGCUGGACUCAGUCCAACCUCGGGCCCUUUCCCUGCAGCCUUGCAAACGCCAAAGAACUACAAUGGGUACCGACGGUCGGAACCUCAGGCCAACUACAAUGACCCAACUGAGCGUGAGCAGUACUACCGUGACGAGGAAAUUGACAAUUACAUGCGGGAAGAGCAGCGCAAGCAACUGGUGGACGAUAUGCAAGAUCCCAUGAGCUCACCGCAACGGGAUACCAACGGUUUCUCCUCGUACCCUCAACACCAAGGUAGCCAGAUAACCGUUGAUCGUCGGGAGGGAGCCAGCCAAAUGACAAUGGCGGUCAAUCCACGUCCGAUAUCCCUUGACAACUUGGACAAUGAACGUCCACCUCCCCCGCCACCCAUACGAUUCAAUUCCCAAUCAGACCGCAGCCCCGGACACCAACCACCCGUUCACAGCGUCCACCCUUCCCAGGUCUACAUGCAGAGCCCGACUGGUAUCCACCCAGAGUACCCAAGCCAAAUCCCAGUCCACCAAAGGGUGGAGAGUCUGUCCAGCUCGACGGGGGACAGCGGGUUCAACUCCCCGCGAUCAUCCCUCGCACAGGGCCAUAACAACAACUCCCCGGUCGAUCAGAUGACCUACGACCCGCUCCACAAUCGACACAGCACCACCACGGGAAUCCCUGUCCUCAUCAAGCCUAUCCCGCGCCAGACCCAGAACGACUUGGACAACCAGAACAUUGACAACAGCAAUCGCAUGAUCAAGUCCACGUCCAACCCCACGCACCUCCACUCCACCUUCGGCAAGCAAGUCAACCCAGCAGAUCCGUCGGUGAAGAGAAAGUUCAAGAGUUCAGAUACCAUGGAUGCCAUCUCGGACACAUCUGAAAAAACGGCGUACAGUGCCAUGAGUCGGAGGUCUAGACUAGAUCGUCCUAAAAGCUUUGAAGUCAUCGGAACAGUAUAAACAAAAACAACUUGGUUCUGGUAAAGCCAGGACUAAUAUAAUGGUUUAUUUUUAAGCCCAAAACACCUAACAGUUUUGAUACUGUAUGCCUGCUUAAAGGUUUCAAAAACCUAUAUAAGUUAAAAGAUAAUCUAGAAUACAGUUAUAAGUUACCUAAAAAAAUAAUCUUUUUGUGACCGUUGUAUAAAUGUAUAUAACUCUCUUUUUUCGGUGGAUAGUUUUUAAACCAGUUACAUUUAUCAUAGGAAAUGAAAGAUUAAUGUUACAUCAGACCUUAAUAUAAUUCUUUUAAUACCAAAGAUUGUCAAGCUGUGUAUUUGUUUUGUUUGUAAAAUACUGUACAAAAGAUGUCAAAUGUUGUACACUGUACCUGUAUGAGGUUUAGACUGUUUCUCACGCUAGUUCUUAAUGUAAAAUAAAAUAAAUUGUAGAUGGUCCACAAAAAAUAUUUUGUAGAGUAGCAAGACUAUAAUUUUAGGUUUCUAGAAGUACAUUGUUAAUAUGCAUGACUCUUUGUAAAGUAAUGUACAUUUGUUUCUUGGGGUGGGGGGGGGGGGGUUCUGAGUUCAAUAUUUGUCAACUCAAUUGAUUACAGAAAGCUGAAAUUGUUCAAAUUUGGAUGAAACAGCUUAAAGUAGAGACUAGAGAUUAAAAGAUUUUAGGGGCUUCUGCCAUGGAAAUAUAUGUAAAUAUUGUCAGCCGUUGUAUAUUUAUAAGUCAUGUUAAAAAUCAAGUUACCAUUUCACAACCCAGUGUUUUAUUUCUUGUUCAACAUACCCUCAUAUUUUUACCAAAUACAUGCUGAAAUUGGACAGCAAGAAUGCUGAAAUUGGACAGCAAUACAUGCAUAAAACAAGCAUGUUUUUGUUUACAUGCAUGUGUACAUGUACAUGAUAAGGUGAAAGACGCAUUUUAUUGGGGAAAAAAUAUGAGUAGUACAUGUAUAUGACAACACAUGCGUAAGUUUUGUACAGAUUGUAGGGAAAUAAGCACUUAAAUUAAUGAAACUAUAGUAAAAGUGAUUAAUAUUGCGCGAUUUGAUGUACUUAAGAAUCCCUGCGGUUGUUUUGUGAAGUGAUCAUGUGUAAUAGUAAUUGAAGCUGCGUCAUUUGUAAUUAUGUGUAUAGUUCACUUAGAGUAAAAUAUCUUGUAUAUGUUUCUGAGAGUUGCACCAGAAGUUUUGUUCCUCUUGUAAAAUAUUCACCAAUUUGUAAAGCUGCUGCAAAAAAAUUAUAUGAUGCACUAAAUGUGGGGUAAAAUUCAUCGAAAUGGAAAGAAAUCCAUGUCAAUUUUGAAGGCUAAAAUCUCUGUUCAACAUAUGAGUUGAUUUUCCAAAACACCACCAACGCCAUUUUGUUCUCUUUUAGAGUCCUACCCUGUUACAGCUGUUGUACUGUGUAUAUUCUAUAUGUUUUCAUAGCGGUGCACAACUUUUUCACAUUUUCAAAUGGAUAUAUCGCGUUUUGGAUGUAAACUCUUCACGUUUGGACGUAUUUGUACUCUUGUAUAUGCAUUGUAUGUUGUACAGUGCUGUAAUAAGGCAAAAUUGUAUCUGUUACAAAGCAUCUGCUACGAAUGAACCAUUCAUCAACCCAGUUUUGUGGGCUUUCAAUUAGCACAGUUCAGCAAGUGAAAAACCACUCAGAAUCUCCAAAAAAUGUUUGGAGUAUAAAUAUUUACACUCGUUAAUGAACCAACCCUUACUUUUAACUUCAUUUGCGAUUGUUGUAUGAAUUUCUUUUCAUUUCCAUGAAACGCUGCCCAAACUAAUGUAAUAAUGUAAUUAUAAAUACUUACAAAUUGAAAAGGUCCUUUAAUUUAUUGUUAACAGUAUUUUGUUAGUUUUUGUUGAUUUUACUCUUUUUCCAUUUGUCUACAAUCACUUUCAACAAUUAAAUGUAAUUCAAUUGCACUUUAAAAUAUUCAUAAAUAUAUGCACCAAAAUAUGCAUGUUCGUGUUCCUUGUGCUACAGAAUUUUGCAAUCUUGAAGUAUUUUGUUUCACGGCUAAUAUAACAAAAAGAAAGUGUUUGUCAUCAUAAAUGCACUAGACCUCUAAAAAAAAAAAAAAAAAAACUUGCUUUAAUGUCAGGUAUUGGUAAGCUUUCUUCCCCUGGUCAGAUUUUUUUCAUUUAUAAUUUUAUGGAACUUUUUCUAAUUUGGACCUCUGUAAUUUUAAAGAUUAUUUAACAAUUUCAUGCUGAAGAAUUGAUAUUUGUUUAGCUUUAAUAUUUCAGACAGCCACAAAUUCAUAAAUUAAAAAAAUGAUCUUAUGUGAAAUUUUAGGUUUAAAAAAAUUGGUCUAGAGAGAGACUUGUAACUUGUUGCUCGCGGGAUCUCAUUGCAUCUUCAUCAGUAGUGCAGCCCAAUCCUUACGGCCAUGCUACACACUCGACCGUAUCGCUCGUAAUGCCUUGAUGUCGAUACACCCACAGGCUUCCAGGUGUUCAGGAAGCCAGAGGGAUUGUGGGAUACCGCCUCGGGAAUGGGACUGGUAAUAGCCAUCGAUGGAGCGAUGUUCAGAGAAUUACUGGCAGGGAAGGGGGGGGGGGGGUUAAGGCUUGUGAAUACAUGUCUUCUUCAAGGCAUUGACAACGAAACAUCAAUAGUGCAGAAGAUAAGCUUUGGGUAAACGGUGAAAGUAGCUGCACUAAUGAAGUAUCGACCGUCCGUUAUCUGAAAGGGGCACAUGUUAUGGAUCAAUCGACACUAUUGCAGGUUUUUUUUAUGCUGCAUUCCAAAAAGGACAACUUUGGGUAGAUUUAUUAUAACAACAUGUGCUUAAUGACUCCAUGGAUAAACAGUACGUGACGCUUUGUCCUCACUCAUGAGAGAUCUGUGAGCAGGGCACACACUGUGCGCACACUGCUUCCCGCUUGCAUGGCGCGAAGUACGCACAAUUUUAAUAUUCAUCUGAACAUGCAACUUGCGUACUUAGACUGUGUAGUAAAAUUCAUUAGUUAGUGAUUUGCACUUGGUCACUCUAUAAAUUGGGGUCCACUUUUUUUUCCUUUCCCUGUUACAUCUGACAUGUAUGAUUUUGUAAAUUCUGGACGCACUUCUUAAUGCCUACCCAUCUCAGAAUAGAUUGAACAAAUGUUCAAUGAUAUGUGAGCCGAAAAUUAAAAAGUUCAGAGGAAACAGGGACAGGAAAAAUGUCACACUUUGGAUCCUACAUUAAAAGAAUGACCCACUUGCCUGAACCCAUGAUGGAACAUUGCCCUACUAAAUGUUUAUUAGUAAAUCUCUCUCAAAAACAAUAAACCAGUCAUUUUGAUUGUUCAUGUGCUUGGUAAUACCAUGGCAAUAAUCUGCAUUUUGACUCAUAUAACUGGGCAUUGUAUUUUUGUAGUUUCUGACCUAUCCAAAAUGGUUAUUCAUGUCCUUUGCUUAUGGAAAGUUCAUGACACUGCUAGGCAAAAAAUAAUUCAUGUACUAUAAAGCAAAAGUCUGCCGAGUACCAGUCACUAGCAGUAUACAUUGCAUGACUGGUUUGGCUGGUAACCCAUUUUGCUAAGCAUGUAUUUUCUAUGCUUAGUAGUUUUCUGCAGUUCCAUGUAAUGGGACAGAUGGUGUUUUUUUAACAAAUAAUGUCUGGACUGCCCUCAAGAAAUGCUUCGCUUGUGAUUGAAAAGUUGAGAAGGUUAAUGUAUUGUGUGUGGGUUGGUGGACUUAAUGUGAUUAAAAAUUUGAUCAAGAUUGGAUUUUGAGGAUCCUAAGAAUCAA